Lobosporangium transversale is the source of this 1849-nucleotide messenger RNA. RefSeq lists its product as hypothetical. The record is from RefSeq and is a predicted model, not a curated record. The transcript has 2 exons. The coding region runs from base 414 to 1796 and encodes 460 amino acids. NCBI's taxonomy places the organism in Eukaryota, Fungi, Mortierellomycota, Mortierellomycetes, Mortierellales, Mortierellaceae.
UUUCUUUCUUGUCUGCCUUCAUUCAUUUGUGUCCUCAUUCUCCCAUCACCCCUUCAUACUUUUUGUACAAAUUACAUUGCAUCUCAUCCCAUUCAAUUCAGGAAGAAAGUGAGCAGGACGCCUUCCCACAUUCAUUCGAAAACAACCUCAUCUCAUAUAGCAAAGUGUUCACCUUAUUACUACCAUUAUUAUCAUACACUUCACGUCCUCAUAGCAUCUAGCAUAUACGCAUUAGACCACCCAACUCCAACUCCCACGCCUCACAGUGUUAUCCCUGUAUACACGCCAAAGUUUUUCUGAAACAAAACGCUGUGCGACAAAUAAAAUUCAGGAACAAGGAGCAAUCUUUCACCGCAAUUCCCUUUAUCCCUUUAAUAUCUUCUAUACACCCAUCGACUGGGAAACCUCAAGAGAUGCCAUCUCCAAAUUCCCUGGCCUCAUCGCGGCCUAUAAACUCUUCCUUGCGUCGCUCAAGAAGAUCCAUUUAUCUUAUUGUCGCUGGAUGCUUGAUGACAUGCUUGUCUGUGGCUCGAGCCGAUAUCCUUUGUUCUUCCCCCAACUCUGGGUCGUUUGAAGCUGGACAGCCCUUGGUUUUAGAUUGGAGUUCGGAUGCUUCCUCACCAAAGGUCGCAGAUAUCGUAUCGAUGAGGGCAACCCUCGUUUGCGACACUGGAGUAUCGAUUGCAAACACAGAGAUCACAACGUGGGCAUCCCCUUUUACCUGGACUGUACCCAACGUUGGAAAUGCCACCGUUCCUGGAGGAACCACAGGCACAUGUCUGAACAAUUCAUUCCAUGUCUUCUAUGAGGGUGAAUACUGGGCCGUACGAAAUUUUUUCAAGAAAAGCUACAGAGCUGAAUGUAAAAGCAUCACCAUCUUGCCUGCUCCUAACGUUACGCCAACGACCACCACCUUGGCGCCCACCACCACCACCACAUCAGGCACUACAAGUAGACGAGCCUCAAAAUCGGCCUCAACCUCCGCUUCACCUGAAUCCACUGACCCAUCCACUCCUGACAGUGAGGAUUCUCAACCAAAGACGUUUGUCAUUGUGAUCGUAGCUAUUAUGGCAGGACUGGUACUAUUUCUGGUGGCGUUCGGGACAUGGUGGUACCUUCGUAAACAAAGGAUUAAGCGGAUGGAAAAUGCAAUCAUGCCUUGGUCAAGCCAGUCCAACAACCAGUUCUCCAAAGUGCCGUCAAUGGAUGAGGGACAUCGCGAUGCUGGAGUUUCUAGCCCUGCGACCGUAGCUGGUGUUGUUAGUGGCGCUGCCGUAGCAAGGACUUACACUAACAAGCCCCAACCUCAGAUACCACAGCCAACCCAUGGAUACUACCAAGAGGGUGGUCAUAAAGGUUAUGGUCAACAGGGUGCUGGAGGAGGAUACGGAGACAGCAACAAUGGUUAUGAUGCCCCACCAGAGGAUGAGUAUUAUAAUCCGUACUAUGCUCAGGGAAGAAAUCAAGGUUACGGACAAGGCCAUAUCCCUGGAGGCAUGAAUACAGCAGAUCAAUACCAUGCUGGCUCGUACCAGCAAUCGUCCCCACCACAGCAACAUCAUCCUGGAUAUUUUCCACCCCCACCCCCCGUCAACGCUAAUGCACAUCCAAUGAGUCCAUCCGUAAAUAUGAGUCCCACAUCAGUACCUAACAACAUCACCACCACGACCUUGAUUAGCACUGCUACCACUUCCUCAGGACGAUCACCACAGGCUAUCUUGCCUGAGAAGGGUCAUCCAGUGGAGGAAAAAGGAUAUCAGGAGAUUCCCAUGAGGAACCUUGGUCCAAGCUCAUAGAAACCAUCAAAGACCCUCAUUCUACCCUACUCUCUCUUUAAUCAUGACAGCUC